This is a messenger RNA of Spodoptera frugiperda (fall armyworm), 1724 nucleotides long. Its product is annotated as UDP-glucosyltransferase 2. Bases 33 to 1589 code for a protein of 518 amino acids. The record is from RefSeq and is a predicted model, not a curated record. Gene Ontology annotation, molecular function: UDP-glycosyltransferase activity. Lineage: Eukaryota; Metazoa; Arthropoda; Insecta; Lepidoptera; Noctuidae. The transcript is spliced from 4 exons.
UUAUCAUAACAAGUCGGAUCGUCGGAACGAUAAUGACAUCAGCAGUAGUACUAGUUUUGUUGACAUUCACCUUAGCCCUAAGAAGCAACGAUGCAGCAAAAAUCCUCGGAUUUUUUCCUCUACCAUCGAUCAGCCACCAAGUGAUCUUCAGGCACUUAACAGAAGAAUUAGCUAAACGAGGCCAUGAAGUUACAGUCAUCACAACAGAUGUAGCCUUUCCUAAAGGCGAUGGACCUGCUAAUCUCACAGAAAUCGAUGUUCACGACUUUUCGUAUGAACAGUGGAGGAAUUUAUACAAACUUACUUCAACAGGAGAAAGGGACUUGGUCGGACAGAUACGUAAUGCCUAUCACAUGCUAGUGAACAUAGUGGAGAUGCAACUAAAAGUGGAUAAAGUACAGAAGAUGUUGAAAGAAGAGAAAUUUGAUCUGCUUUUGUUAGAAGCGUGUGUGAGACCGGCUUUGCUGCUGUCGCAUGUUGUAAAAGCGCCCGUAAUUCAAGUGUCUUCUCUCGGAACUAUUGAUUAUAAUGUGGCCACUAUAGGAUCAGCGUGGCAUCCGUUCCUAUACCCAGACGUUUUGAGUCAUCGUUCAUAUAAUUUGACUGUAUGGGAGAAGAUUCGUGAGUUCUAUACCUAUUAUAGAUUAAAUAGAGUUAUGCAAGAAGUGGAAGAUGCGGAGAAUGUUAUGGCUAAAAAAAUGUUCGGACCAAAUGUUCCGACCAUCAGUGAAUUGAAGAAUAAUGUUGAUUUAAUGUUGUUGAAUACUUAUCCUCUUUGGGAUAACAAUCGCCCAGUGCCUCCCAGUGUUGUUUAUAUGGGCGGUUUGCAUCAAAAUCCUCAGAAGGAAUUGCCGAAGGAUCUGAAGGAAUACCUGGACUCUUCAAAGAACGGCGUGAUAUAUAUCAGCUUUGGUACAAACGUCCAGCCUUCUUUACUACCACAAGACAGAGUUCAGCUGAUGGCCAAAGUGUUCUCUCAGCUGCCCUACGAUGUACUAUGGAAGUGGGACAAGGACGAACUGCCAGGACGCUCCAAGAACAUCAGGAUAUCUAAAUGGCUGCCGCAGUCUGAUUUGCUCCGGCAUCCAAAGAUCAAAGUAUUCAUAACACAAGGAGGUCUACAAUCAGCUGAUGAAGCUAUAACUGCGGGAGUACCUUUGAUUGGUGUUCCUAUGUUGGGUGACCAAUGGUAUAAUGUGGAAAAAUAUGUCCAUCAUCGAAUUGGAUUACAACUGGAUCUACUUACUAUGACCGAAGAUGACUUUAAGAAUGCUAUAUUGACUAUUGUAAAUAAUGAUAGUUUCCGUCAGAAUAUUAAAAAACUACGCAGCGUGAUGUACGACCAGCCUCAGCCUCCUCUAGAGCGCGCCGUGUGGUGGACGGAGCACGUGCUGCGUCACGGCGGCGCGAGACAUCUGCGUGGACCUGCAGCCAACAUGUCGUGGGCAGAGUACCUCGAACUAGAAUUAGUAUUUACUGUAUUAGCAAUAGUUCUUGGCAUUUCUCUAGUAUUAUUCUACCUAAUGUACAGUAUAUGGAAGUUUUUCGGCAAUACUAUAAGCGCAAGUAAAAAGUUAAAGAAGAAUUAGGAAAUUAACUUGUAUACUAAAGAGUUAUUAUCAAAAUGUGAUAUUUUUGUUACUGUUAUUUUAAUUUAAUUUAAUACCGAUUGCUACAAAUGAGAACAAUAUGGGCUGUGAUAAAAUAAAACAGUGAAUUUAAUG